AUGUUGAUCGGUUAUUGCAUCCUUCUUUUCCUAUCAAAUUUAUUCUCAAUAAAUGCUCAAACAGCUUGUAAUUUAUUAAAUCUUCCACGUGAAUGUCAAUGUCAACGAACUCGUCAUACAUCACUAUUUUUCAUUAAUGAAACAUAUGUCCGAUGUCGUCAAUUAACUGAAAUAACUACAAAUCAUUCUUGGUCAAAUAUAUCAUAUGAUCGUUUAAUAUUUGAAACAUUUCAAGACAAUUUAACAUUACAUCAAUCAGUUUUUGCUAAUAUUUUUGUUCGAACAUUACGUUUUAAUGUACAAAAUCUUAUUUUAAAUGAUUAUUCAUUUCAAAAUGCUUAUAUAGGUCAAUUAAUGAUAUCUUAUAAUGAUAUACGUGGUAGAAUUAAUUUUCAAAAUAAUUAUCAAAUAUUUUCUGGUUCAAUUAUAACAAAUUUAUAUUUUAAAUUCAUAGAUUUUCAAACUAUUAUAUCGGAAAUAAUUUUUUCUAAUACACGAAUUCAUACAUUAACCAUUCAAUCAUCAAAAUUCUAUGGUUUUACAAAUAAAAAACUCGAGAUUAUUCCAAAUACUCUCUCAAAAUUAAAAUAUGAUUCUUUCUUAGAAUAUGAUUAUUCAUUAUCAACAAAUUUUAAAAAAAUUUCCUAUGAACCUGAAUAUUCUUAUCCUUUAUAUUUAACCAGAUAUACAAUUAUAUCGAGUAUUAAUACAACAAAUUUAACCGAAAAUUAUUUUCCAAAUAAUCUCGAUUAUAAUCAAUUGGAAGAAAUUGAAUUAAGUUUUAAUCAAAUCAAUACUCUUGAUGCACAUGUUUUUCGUUAUUUAAAAGAAUUUCAUGGACGAUUAAUAUUAAUUCAUAAUGAAAUUUAUCAUAUAGAUCCAUAUGCAUUCAUAGAUUUAUAUUUAGUAAAAAAUUUAUCAUUAGCAAAAAAUUUUAUU
Molecule: messenger RNA, 939 nt
Organism: Adineta steineri
Lineage: Eukaryota; Metazoa; Rotifera; Eurotatoria; Adinetida; Adinetidae
Source: the annotation of a GenBank genome assembly